Penicillium alfredii is the source of this 2403-nucleotide messenger RNA. Its product is annotated as WD40 repeat domain-containing protein. The coding region runs from base 1 to 2403 and encodes 800 amino acids. The transcript is spliced from 2 exons. The record is from RefSeq and is a predicted model, not a curated record. Gene Ontology annotation, molecular function: protein binding. Lineage: Eukaryota; Fungi; Ascomycota; Eurotiomycetes; Eurotiales; Aspergillaceae.
AUGCUCAAGAUCCCAUGGCGACUACGUGGCGAUUCUUCUCGAGUCUCGUUGAUGCGUCCCUCUCACCAUGUGUCAUGUGAUCCCGGGCCGUCAGCGCCAGUGAUGGAUAAUACCUCGCCCGGUGCCCCGCGAAGCAGGUCUGCUUCUCAGCAGCAACAACAUGCGCCAGCCGUGAGCAGCAGCGCGCAUGCUUUUUCUGGCUCCGGCUCGCCAUCCGCGACGAUGUCUGUGAGUGCGGCUGACGAUCACCGCUUGCAUGAUGUCGGUCUUGCGGCUCUCGCGGCGGUGUCUCAGUACCCGCACGCCGUGGAUCCCGAGCGCGAUUCAUUUCUGGUCUCGGAGGUUGUUCACGCCGUGACAGGCAGCAGCCCCCUUCCGCGCCAUUCGCGCUCCCAUCCUCGGGAGUCUGUGACCUACAGUCCCUCUUCGGCUACUGCCAUGCCGUACCCCGCAGGACUUGCGGGGAGAUAUCCUGAUCCAUUUGAGGCUCGGGAUGUUUCUCAGGAAUCGGAGACGACAGAUGGCGAUGUCUCGAUGGAGUCCUUUACUCAGGAGCUGUUUAGGCGUCGUGCUCCCCUGCAGAACAUCGCCACGAUUGUGGACGAUACCGACCAUGGAAAUGACCGCAGAGAUCUGCUGAUGGACUACGAUUCCACUAUGGCGGAAGACCGUCCGUCGCCGUCGCCUUCCCGCGACGACGAAGUGCAGGAUUUGAUCCGAUUUUAUCCUGACGAAGAAUACUACUACUACCAGCGCAAGGCUCAGCGCUCUCCGCACGACCCCGCAACGGAUGACGUGAACCUGGACGACUUCUAUCAGGGCUUCAAUUACGAUGUUUCGGAUGUCGACCUGCCACCAGCACCGGCGGCGCCAGUCCCGGAUCCAUUUGAGAGUGACGAGAUGCUCGAUCAGCCGGAAUUUCCUCCCCCGCAUCCUGCUUCGAGUAUCCACACCACUACCUACGAGAGGAACCUCACGAUCGAUGAAUUCAUCGAACGCUGGAUGAUGCAGUUGAAUGCCACUUCAUAUAACUUUGAAACGGAAACUCGCAUCCAUCCGCAGCUCCGUCCGCUGGCGAAGAUGAUCGGCUGGCAACCACCGCAGGAGGUCAUUAGGCCUCAUGCGUACCAACGGGAAUUCUACGAUCUCCAGAGAAUUCCGUGGAGAGACACCUUGCGCGUGAGACGGAGUGAUGCCCGAGCGCUGCGGGACGCCUGGUAUACCUCGUACCACAAUCUCGAUUACUCGCAUAUCAGCCACGCGAAACGGCUGCCGCAGCGGGAUGCAUGUUUCCGAGAGAAAUCCAUGCAUACCUCGCACAAGGCAAAUGUUGAGCACUUUCAACUCCGCAAUCUCAUGUCGGUUCCUGCAUACGACACGGUUCAUUUCGCCACACGGUCCAAAAUCUUCUCGUGGGAGCCCACGUAUGACGACAAUGCCAACUGCCUGAUUGAUAUGACGCAGCCCGAUCCCGAAGCGGGGUUCUUGGGGCCGGUCAAAAUCUCGACUAUGAAAACCGCGCAUGGACUGACUAUUGCCGGUGGUUUCUGUGGAGAAUACGCGUUGCGAGCGAUGAGAUCCGAAGGCUCGGGUUCGAAGGGGCUAGUGACUCCCGACUUCAACGACGGCAUCACUAACCACGUGGACAUCGUGCGCAGCCGAACGGGGGCGUCGCCCAUGGGCAUUUUUGCAUCUAACGAUAAACACCUGCGGAUGCUGGACUGCGAGACGAACAUCUUCGUGUCCGACCAGGAAUUAUCCCGCCCGCUCAACUGCACCGCCACGUCCCCGGACAGUCGUCUCCGCGUGGUGAUCGGCGACUCGCCCGAUGCAUGGGUGAUCGAAGCCGACACCGGGCGACCAGUGCACCCGCUGCGCGGACACCGUGACUUCGGGUUCGCAUGCGCCUGGUCGCCGGACAUGCGCCACAUCGCCACCAGCAACCAAGACAAGACUGUAAUCAUCUGGGACGCGCGCACCUGGCGCGCCCUCGAAACCAUCGACUCCGACGUCGCCGGAUACCGCUCCCUGCGCUUCUCCCCCGUCGGCGGCGGGCCGCGCACCUUGCUCUGCACCGAACCCGCCGACCGCAUCGCCAUUGUCGAUGCUCAGCUCUACCAAUCCCGCCAGGUCCAUGAUUUCUUUGGCGAGGUCGGGGGUGCCGACUAUGACCCCGACGGUAGUGUUAUUUGGGUUGCCAAUACCGAUCCGCACUUCGGUGGCUUUAUGCAAUAUGAGCGCCGCCAGUGGGGACAGCGUUUUGCUCUCUCGGGAUUCCCGAAUGAGUGGGUGCCCGAGGCUGAGUUGGAUGGUGAUGAGCGCUGUGUCUUGGGGGCGGGUGAGCGCGAGAUGCGGUUUCUGCGUAAUCUGUCGGAUGAAGAGCAUGAGGCGUUGAUUCUUUAG